Molecule: messenger RNA, 1639 nt
Organism: Carassius auratus (goldfish)
Lineage: Eukaryota; Metazoa; Chordata; Actinopteri; Cypriniformes; Cyprinidae
Gene: paqr4b
Product: progestin and adipoQ receptor family member IVb
Exons: 2
Coding region: 551-1129 (192 amino acids)
Cellular component (GO): membrane
Molecular function (GO): signaling receptor activity
Source: RefSeq, a predicted model, not a curated record
UUCACCUUUUCUUAACGUUCUUAGAAACUAUGUAUUUAUAGCUUGAUUUUAAAGCAUUUGAAGAGACUACAGAGUUUCCUCCGAAGGGAAGGUGGUCCAGGAGACCUGAGCAUAUUUUAUAUUUUCCGCAGUGGAUUAUUUUACUAGGCUACUUAUUGUUGCAAGGCCUGCAUGUAGCUCAAUUAUCGAAAUCCAUUCUGUGAAGCUUCCACCUUUUUUCUUUUCUGAUAUUAAUGUCAGUGGAAGUUUGGAACUCUUCAGUUAUUGAAUCAGCAGAGCAUUAGCAACUUUUAUGCAUCCAGCUCUAGACUUGACUGUAUUACUGUAAUAUUAUCAAGAAAUGUGUACUAUUUGGUAAUCGGUACUUCUCCAAUUUGCAGGUGAUAUUUGGUUGAAAACACUAGUAUUAGAAUGUUGGUGAACACAUUUGGCUUGCUUGUUGUAUCAACGCUUACCACAAUAAUUAAUUUAACUCAUAUCAAACCAGUCUCAUAUUGUAGCACCUUCUCUUCUGUGUUUUGUCCAUCAGGUAUCCCCUUCAUCUAUCUUCAUGGAUAGGAGUGGUGCAUUAUUUGGCUUGUAUGUCUCCUACUGUUUUUUCAGCUUCAUGAACCAUGAGGGUGGAGCACCUCUUUAUGACACACUGAUGUGCCUCGACAUGUUUGGCAUCUGUCUUGUCAACACUUUAGGUGCUCUGCCAAUCAUUCACAUAACUUUCUUGUGUUACCCAUCUUUCCACCGUUUAGCAAUGUUGGUAUAUCUCCUCCUCUCUGUCCACGGUGUUUACUGCUCUGUUAUUGCACAGAGUAACGUGCACUGCCUGCAAUCUUUCGCUUGGAGGGCAAUGUUCUGCUUCAUUCUCUUUAUGUUGUGUCUAACUGGUUCAGACAGAGGAAGCUCCACUUCUCUUUGCCUCUACCUCACCAUAGAUACUCUUGUGUUGCUAGGAGGACUAGUCAAUAUUUCCCACCUGCCAGAGCGCUUCAGCCCUGGGUGGUUUGACUACUGGUUUAAUUGUCACCAGAAUUGUCAUCAUGAUCAUCCUGUCCAUUUACAUAGUGCUACAUAUGUCAAAUUCGAAAUGUAUAUCAGCAUAAAAUAUUACUUGAAUUUAACAAGCUGGACUUGAAGGUCUUUGAAAAUCACUGAAGUAUACCAUCUGGGCAUACAUGGGGAAAUCGGUUUACAUUUUGAGAGUAUGCAUUUAUAUUUCAACUUUCAACACGGUUAAAUUUGACAACACAAAGUUUACGAGUAAAGCUACAAAUUAUUUAAUUAACAUCAACUGCCUCCAUAAUAAUAUUCUGAUACGUACAAAUAAAAUCAAUGCACUGCAUAAAUUAAUUAUUUAUUAUUCGCCAGAAUAUUAGCAAAAGUGGUUCCCUUUCAAGGGAACUUUGAACUGCGUCCUUUAGGAGUCGCUAUGGGGAACACCUCGACGUGACCCUUGCCUGAAGCAUACAUCAACACCAACGAGUUCGCCAGCGACAGCCUCUGAUGUCACUAAUGGUGCGACUAUAGACAGACACCAGGAGAACACGUCAUUCUCUUCUUCUUCACUGACUGUUCUGUCUGAAGCGUGCAUCUGAAAGAACUGGUAAGAGCGAUAUUUCUCUGUAUAUCAUGGCGACUACUAGCA